GACAGACACAAAGACCGAUCCACCAUCGGCCAUCCAGUGUCGUUUUCAAGCCUCGAUUGAUUCUAGACGUGAUGGCAUCCUAUGGAUUGUUGGACCAAGCGGAAGAAGAUGCUCUUCACAAAUCGCGUCUUCUAAACGUUGAAGAAAAACCCUUCCGUCGGAUAUCGAAACGUCUAUUAACUUCCCAAUCGAUUGUGGUCUCGAAUGCAACACUCCCUCCCACCCCUCCUCCAGAAGAUGCCGACCAAGAGGCAACAACAGCGGCAGAGGCCGAAAAACAGAAAAGGCUUGAGGAAUGGCGCAAUUUUCGCGAAGAUGUGACUCUUGAUUUUGCCGCAUUCGAAGGAAGCAUUGCGCGCAUCCAAUUUCUGCUGACGAGUAACGAGAGGGAACGGGAGCGCUAUGCCGCCGAAAAGCUUCAGAUUCUCUCCACGAUGCAAGCCGUUCGUGAAAACACGUCUGACUUGCGGUCUCAGCUGGAAGAGGCGCAACGACUUCUUGCCCUACGGAAAAGCUACGACGAUCUGGCCGAGAAGAUUACGAGCAACAGGCUUCUCAAGCCUCGCGAAGAUCAGCAGUCGAACCUCCAGAAGUUACGAACAGAAAUCACCGAGUUAGAAAAGGAGAGCAAGGAAUACGCGCAAACUUGGUCCGAAAGGCGAGAGCAGUUUGGCCGUAUUGUGGAAGAAGGAAUGCAGCUUCGACGCCUCAUUCGAGACGAAAAGGAAGAGGUUGAGCGCAGGGAAGGUAUGCAAGAGGAUGCGGAUGCGGAUGACGGCGACGUUCCUUCUAAGGGCAAAUCCAGCGAAGCGAAUACACCACGUCCUGAUGGAGAUAGUGCGACGCCGUCUCAUAGUCAAGAUGAGACCGGUCGAUCGUUCGGGGGUCUGCAGGCAGAGAAGAGCAUCACAGCUGCCGGGGCAGCGUCACCUUUACGGCAGGUCACUACCGCUGAAAAUGAGAAGAAGAUAUCUCCUGAUCAGGAAGACGCUACCAUGGUGGAUGAAGGAGAAGUGACCGAAGGGGAAGAUAACGCAGAACGGCCUGAUCACCUGGAAGAAGGGGAAGAAGUGAACGACAGAAUGGACAUUACAUAGCCAUCGAAUCAUUAUCAAGCAUGGAGUUAGGUUUGGCGGCGUUGGAAUCAUGACACCUCUUUUUAAUUUACAUUAUGUUCUUAUUCUGCAUAUUCAUCAAAUUUGCCUCCUGACACUACAUCACAGGCACAGGGACUUCUCAUGCAAAUCUUUCAUUUUAAGAGAUCUCCCGCUCAGCCGACUUAGCCUUUGCAAUGGCCUCUUUGGCAGCAGUGAUAUGCUCGACGUUGCUUUCGGGGCCCUUCUUGCCCUCCUCAGUC
Messenger RNA from Aspergillus wentii DTO 134E9, 1357 nucleotides. RefSeq names its product THO complex subunit 7 family protein. Bases 72 to 1097 code for a protein of 341 amino acids. The transcript has 2 exons. Gene Ontology annotation, biological process: mRNA processing. The record is from RefSeq and is a predicted model, not a curated record. Lineage: Eukaryota; Fungi; Ascomycota; Eurotiomycetes; Eurotiales; Aspergillaceae. Gene Ontology annotation, cellular component: THO complex part of transcription export complex.